GCUCAUGGACGGCGGCGACCCGGCCGCGCUCGACGCCGUCGACGCGGACGGCCGGCCUGGUCCCUCGGAGGUGGCCCUCGUGGUCUACCCGUCCACUGGCGAGAGGGAGCUCAUGAGGCACACUGACCUCGUCACCGCCGUGGCCGGCGCGGCCUUGCCCGAUGAAGGCCGCGUCUGCCUGGCCUCGCUCCCGGGGUGGGGCGCCGACGUGCACGGCGGCGUGGCGCUGCUCGCACUCGGGCUCCCCGCGGGCGGAGCGACAACCGUGCUCCUACCGCCGUCCUCCUCCGACCUGCGUGCCGCGGUGGCCGCCCACGGCGCCACCGACGUCGUGGCGACCACCGAAGCGGCCGCGGCGCUCUUUGCUCCAGCGCUGCCACAAGGGAAGCUCGCCUCGCUGCGGAGGGUGACGGUGGUGACACCGCUCGAAGACGACGCACGGCAGGCGUUCCGGCGCAGGCUAUCGUGGGUCGAUCUGGCGGAGAUGGGAGCGGCGACGGCAGAGUCGCCGGAGCAGGUGCAGGUGGCUCCUGCGCCUCUGUUGUUCGUGCAACCUGAUGCUGCAGCCACACAGCUCAAGGGCAAAAUACCAGAUCAAAUGCCAGAGACAAGCGAUGCUACCUCUCUGGUAAGAAACCGUGUAUGCACUGAAAAAACCAAAAUUACCAACAACAACAAAAAUGAUUGCACUGGCACAUAACAUGCUCACACCUGAACCAGAAACACCUGACAGUAGAGUCUGUAAAUUUACGCUAUAAACAAUGUAUUUUCCACCCGGUCGCCUGAACCAAUUAAGAAACUUGUGUAUCAACCCCAGAAAGGUAAA
This is a messenger RNA of Hordeum vulgare subsp. vulgare (domesticated barley), 826 nucleotides long. RefSeq lists its product as uncharacterized. The coding region runs from base 5 to 700 and encodes 231 amino acids. The transcript has 2 exons. NCBI's taxonomy places the organism in Eukaryota, Viridiplantae, Streptophyta, Magnoliopsida, Poales, Poaceae. The record is from RefSeq and is a predicted model, not a curated record.